AUUAGUCUUCGGGUCGCGGGUAUCGGUUAAAAAAAUCUGGAUUCGUGAUUUUCUGUUACAAGCCGCUACAUAUGUGUUUCUCUGCAAUUUACUUUUUUCUUAAAUGUGCAGAAAAAAUAGAAAGGGUUCUCGUUGGAUUAUGUUUGAUAAUGAAACUCAAAAUGGACAAUUUGGGAAAAUUUGAGAAAUUUCAAACAGUAAUAGUAGUAGUAUGUUACUUGAUCGGGAAGGUCCAAUUCAAAAAAUUCCAAAGCUUCUGCUUUGCUUCGAUGUUAAACUUGUUUUUUCCACACCGCACCCUCUCGCCCUCUGCCGUCUGUGUAUGUCUAAAUUCUAUCUCCGCCCUGCUUGAGCUGGAAAUUGACGUCGAUUGUACGCUAACACAAAGAAAAACCGUCGGCUGCUCUGUAGUCUUCUGUAUCAAAGCCGAUAAUAUAAUCGGUUGAUUAGCUUUGUCAUGCACAUGUACAAGUGUCGCUUUUCAUGCGAAGGUAAAGUAUAGUUCGACGGUUACCAUCAUCCACCAUCCAUCUUUCUUUCCUACCCUCUUCUCCCCCUUCCCUACCUCACUCUAUCCCUCCUCCCGCCUCGCCACUCCGACCCCCAACCGACACUCCCCGGAUUCCCCUCCGCCGCCAUGGACCGGGAACCCUCCGUCUCCGACGAGGACGACGACCUCGAGACCCUCGUCCCCCAGAACCACACCAAGCCGCCCUCUCCGACCUCCCGCUCCCGCUCCUCCUUCAGCGUCUCCGCCCUCCGCCCCGCGCUCCCUUCCUCCGCCGCGUCCCUCGGCCACGCCCUCUGGUCCCGACGGUACCUCCUCCUCUUCGUCUCCCUCCCAGUACUCUUCAUCGUCCUCUUCUUCUCCCUCGGCGGCGCUUCCUCCCUCCCCGCCUCCAUCCGGCUCCCCUCCGCCGACCCCGCCGCCGACCCCGCCGCCUCCCGCAUGCGCGAGGCCGAGCUCCACGCCCUCUACCUCCUCCGCUCCCAGCGCUCCGGCCUCCUCAGCCUCUUCAACCGCACUGCCUCCCCCGCGCCCGCCAACGCCUCCACCCCUAUCUCGCUUUCUGAUCUCCAGGCGGCGCUGCUUAGCCAGAUCAAGAUCAACCGCGAGAUCCAGGCGGCGCUCCUCUCCACCCACCACUCUGGGGCAGGCAACGCGACGGAGGAGGAUCCCUUGGAUCUUGAUCUGCCUGGCCCGGGGUGCAGGAGGAAGGAAUUGCCGUACAACCGGCGGACCAUACAGUGGAACCCCAAGAAAGAUCGCUUCCUUUUCGCCAUCUGUGUCUCUGGCCAAAUGUCGAACCACUUGAUUUGCUUGGAGAAGCACAUAUUCUUCGCCGCACUUCUUGGCCGGAUCCUGGUGCUGCCAAGCAGCAUUGACAAGGUAGAUUAUCAGUAUGACCGGGUGCUUGAUAUCAGCAACAUUAAUGAUUGUAUUGGGAGGAAGGUUGUGAUCACUUACAGGGAAUUUUUAGAGAAGAGGAAGAAAGUGAGCAUUGAUCAGUUCAUAUGUUACGCGGCAUCACCCCCGUGUUUCAUGGAUGAGGAUUAUGUCAAGAAGUUGAAGGGGUUGGGGAUUUCAAUGGGAAAAAUCGAGGCUGCUUGGCCAGAGGAUGCAAAGCUGAAAGAGCCAAAGAAAAGAUUUGUUGGGGAUAUCACCCCAAAGUUUACGACGGAGGCUGAGGUUCUUGCAAUCGGUGAUAUGUUCUAUGCUGAUGCUGAGGAAGAGUGGUUAAUGCAGCCUGGCGGUCCAUUGGCUCACAAAUGCAAGACCUUGAUCCAGCCAAGCAGGCUCAUAAUGCUCACUGCACAGCGUUUUGUCCAGACUUUCUUGGGUGGAAACUACAUUGCUUUGCAUUUCCGGCGACAUGGCUUUCUGAAGUUCUGUAAUGUGAAGAAAGAGAGCUGUUUCUUCCCCAUACCUCAGGCGGCAGAAUGCAUUUUGCGAAUAGUUGAGAAAGCUAAUGCCCCAGUGAUAUAUCUUUCAACUGAUGCUCUUGAGAGUGAGACUAAUCUUCUGCAGUCCUUGGUUGUGUUCAAUGACCGGCAAGUACCUCUUGUGAAAAGACCAGUGCAUCAGAACUCUGAGAAAUGGGAUGCCUUGUUAUACAGAAAUCACAUGGGUGGAGAUGCUCAGGUGGAGGCCAUGCUCGACAAGACAAUCUGCGCGUUGUCAAACGUUUUCAUAGGAUCGUCAGGUUCCACUUUCACGGAGGACAUCUUCAGGCUACGGAGGAGCUGGGGAUCGAUGUCGUACUGCGACGAGUACCUUUGCCAGGGUCAGCUACCCAACUACAUAGCCGAACAAGACUGAGAAAGUAAUAUCUUAGAGUAGCCCAACAUUUCAUUUUUCUCAAACGUGGUGGUGAAAUACAUCCUGUAAAUUGGCGUGUACAUCUAGUGUAGAAGAGUCGGUGAUGUCUGUAUCAGGGUUCUCCAUUGAUUUGUUCUGGGGCUAUUCUUACACGGUUAGGUAAAUACAAAGAGGCGUCUGUGUUGUACCAUUGUGCAGUGUUUACUAACCAUUGAUUGAUAUUGGUGUGGCGAGUGCGCUCAUCAUCUGUAUUGUGAACUGGAUCUUUUCCCUUGUGCUGUCUGUCUCACUCUGUUUCCGUGAAACACGCAGCAUCAUAGCAGCA
Brachypodium distachyon (stiff brome) is the source of this 2645-nucleotide messenger RNA. RefSeq names its product O-fucosyltransferase 36. The transcript has 3 exons. Lineage: Eukaryota; Viridiplantae; Streptophyta; Magnoliopsida; Poales; Poaceae. The coding region runs from base 638 to 2320 and encodes 560 amino acids. The record is from RefSeq and is a predicted model, not a curated record. Gene Ontology annotation, biological process: protein O-linked glycosylation via fucose. Gene Ontology annotation, molecular function: peptide-O-fucosyltransferase activity.